CCCCCUAGGCCUAGGCCUACAUGAGAAUCUGAUGAAAAUUGUGUGAUAAAUGCAAAUUUUAACAUCUUCCAUGUCAUGAUAUUGUUCGAAAAGAUCUAGGUUUUUCCCAUAAACACCACAUGAUGCAGAAAUACUCCGAUAGGAUCGUUAUUCAAAGGUGCCCUCUAAUAGGACGCCUUCAUUUUGUCUGGGAUAUACAAGGCUUCAUUCAAAUGAGUAUCAUCAUAUUCUACUGGGCAUACAACACCGCUAUGACCAUGAACAUUGUUCUUAUUCCUAAUUACCAUGAGGGAAAAAUAUCUCUGGUCUUCAUAUUCAUCUACUGCAUCGUUGCCAUCAACUGUAUUUUAUGCUUAUUCAAAGCUGCCACAUUGAAUCCAGGGAGGGUCCCACUCGGAACUGAAGUUGACAUGUCUGACCAAAAAGAUUGGACAUUUUGCCAAGUGUGUCAGCGGAAAAGACCGAGUCGUGCUCAUCAUUGUCGGCGAUGCAAGCAGUGUGUUAUGAGGAUGGAUCACCAUUGCCCUUGGAUCAACAACUGCGUUGGUGAAGCGAACCACUAUGCCUUUAUCCAGCUUUUAUUCUAUGCGAUGGUCCUCAGCAGUCUGUCCCUCCUUCUUGGAGUGUUACAUUUCUUUGUUUACAAACCAUGUACACAGUGCGACCAGAGUUCCUGGUUCAUGGUGCAUAACUAUGGUGUGAUUAUAUCUGUGAUUGUCAUGGGGGUCAUGAUGUCAUGCCCGAUGGCAGCAAUGCUCCUUGGAAAUCAUCUGAAUUUUCUAUAUGACCGCACUACAUUAGAGGCGAUGAAAGACCCAUUCCCACCAAACUUACAAGUCAUCCCGAAGCCUGUGGUGGAAAUCUACGAGGAUCAUUGUGGAGACGGUCCGCCCUGGCGCUGGCUCUUGCCCUGCCAUUACAAGAGACGCUCACUGCCUCAAUAUCUGUCGCCAUAUGACGUCUGACUCGUCUUACCAUCUGUCGCAUCUGUUAUCUGAUCUCACAACGUCCAUUUCAUACUCAGACUUAGGAAUAUUUCACUUUUUAAGUUAUGUUGAGGAUAUAGUUUGAAUCGGGUCACAUGUGUAUCAACAUUUUCUAAGCCAAAAAUUGGUCUUCAGUAACUGGUUUCAUGGUCAAAUUGUUUUGUAAUUCUGUACAUGUUUUAUUUCAGUAGGGGUUAAUGUUGAGUUCUCCAGACAACGUGUUUCACUCCCUGUUUCUCGCAAAAGUCUAAAUAAACAGACAAUGCCAUAAUUGUUUAUCAUUGUCACUGUUGACUCUUUCGAUCAAAUUCCGAGGGAAUUAUUUAAUCAGAUAGUCAAAGAGUUUAGUUUAAGGCAGAGUUACAGGGGGACAGUGAUUCUUAUUAUAUGGGCUUUCUACUUCCGAAAAUCAUAUUCACUCUGGCUGAUCAGUGUCUUUUUCCCCCAUGGACACUCCUGUUUUAUGCGGAGAUACGAAUCUUAGGCCUGUAUUGUUGCAAAUGAGCAUGCCUUCCAUGGUAUAUGAUGCUGAGUCUGACUAGCCAGGGUGAUGUAGGCAUAAUAUGAUGAUAGUGCCAUUUUCCCUGUUUUUGUGCUAUUUUUUGAAAAAAUGUUUUGUACUGUAGUCAGGGUUGGAGUUGUUUAUGUGAAAACCAUUAAGAAUGGUGCAUUAAUCUCAACCUGGUUUUAUAGCCAUCACAGAAGUUAGGUUAGCUUUAAAUAUAAUUUGUCAGUAUUUGCGGAUCACACAUUUAUGCUGGGCAUCAAUGACAAGACCUUUGCAUAUUUCAGAACCAAAGUGUAUACCCUAUUUGAAAGGGGAAGAAUAUGUUGAUGUUUAUAUUUAAAAUGUAAAUUUUAUAUUGUAAUGUUUGUCCUGUAAUGUUACAACAAAGGUUUUUGUACAAGUACCGGAUAUCACUUUUUCACACGUCUAGUUAGAUUAAUGUCAUACUUGUACAGUCAUCCACUUCUAAUGUUAAUUAUAAGAUGUCUAUCAGAUUUUCCCUGUGUAUUGGUGAUCACUGGCACAAUUGUCGUACAUGUGGAAUGCACGGUUCAGGCCAACAUAUUUUGGCUCGUAAAUGGCUGUACCUCUUCCAGCCACUUUAAAAAAAACACAGUUUCUGCUGAUCUGCUUUUUGUCUCGACAGAUCUGGAGACUGUACUGUUUGGAUAUUGUAGUUUACCAACUUGGGUGCGUGUAUUUUUUACGCAAAUGGGCAUGAGUAUUCAAGGGAUUGUAUUCUUCACACUGGUCAAUGUUUUUUAGGGCUUUUGUAAUUCUUGUUAGGUGCUGGAGGGGUGAUUGGUUUACCAAUGAUAUCAGGUGGCUUUGGGUUUGGUUUGGCUUAUGGCUACAGGAGUAGAAAAUUUAGAACCCCGGGUCUAGAACUUUUAUCAGCUUUUGAAGCUUUCAUACAGUCAGUUACUUGCCUGCUUACAUUAAGCUUGUGCAUGAAUUCAUUGAAGUCUUAUUCAUCUAUAUCAUAAUGGUAUUAAUAAUCUCAUGUUUGUAGUAAAGAGAGUCUAUAGGCAGGAGCCAGGUAGGUCAGAUUAAGUUACACUAAGUCACCAAUAGGGGUCUGACCUCCCAACAUACAUGUAUAUCGAAUAUUUUGUAAUAUCAGGAACCUGAAGACUUUGAAUUGACCCCAUAUCUCCUGCCUAUAGUCCCCAUUUAAACAUUUGAUGCAGCAGUCUCCUCUAAAAGUUGUUAUGUGGUGAUGAUUUGUGUAUAUUUUGGGUACAUGUAAUGGGAAAUAUACUGUUAAAAGUAAGUUCUAUUGGGGAAUUGUACAGGUUAUUAAUGCUAAAUGCAUGUAAAGGUGAAAGUGUAAGAAUACACAAAUGCUUUGUAAUGAUAGCUGUGAGUAAAAUACUGCUACAAAUGUUAUUUAUUGCUAAUUUGUUCCUGAUUGUUUAUAGCUAAAAUGAAAAAAAUUAACACAAUAUGAAUUUAAAGGAAAACUAAAUUUGUUGGCCGUGUUUAACAAAUUGAUUGUCAAUGUACAUGAAGAUGUACAUGCAUUGUAGCAUUGGCGUGAUCAAACAUUGGGUAUAAUCAGAAAACCAGGAAUACUACAUUUCAGACACUUGCAUAUAAUAGGAAACCAAAAUGAAAUGGUUUUGUAUACAUGUAUUUAGAACAACGGUACUCUGAUGUAUAGUUCCACUUACGUCAGAACAUUGUUAUAAAACACAGCUAUAGACUGUUGGAACGAAACUGGUUUACAAUCUCUCACAACAUGUUGCACACAACCUGUCAUCUGUAGUCAUAAUUUGAUAAAAGAGAACAAAGUCAUGCUAAACAUGUGUACAUGUACAUUCAGUCAUCAAAUCUAAUGGUUGUUGGCCAUCUUGGUAGCCUUGUAGAAAACCCAACAUGUGCAUCAGUGUACAUCUGUGUGAAAUUUCUACUGGGUCUCUGUUGAAAACCAAGGCAGCCAAAAUGCCCCACAUCCAUGUUGUUACGUCUAUACCCCAGAUCAUGCAGGUUUUUCAACAAGCUGUUGAUUUUGUACUGGGCACGAGGUUAGGUUUUUUACAUGCUAUUUUAUCAUGUUGUACGAAUAUAGCUAUUUACCGUUUCGAUUAAAAUAAAUAGUAGGCUCUCGACUACACAAUAUUA
Molecule: messenger RNA, 3618 nt
Organism: Lineus longissimus
Lineage: Eukaryota; Metazoa; Nemertea; Pilidiophora; Heteronemertea; Lineidae
Product: palmitoyltransferase ZDHHC21-like
Exons: 8
Coding region: 120-965 (281 amino acids)
Molecular function (GO): palmitoyltransferase activity
Source: RefSeq, a predicted model, not a curated record